AUGUCGCUAACGCUAAAAGCCAAGUGCUUCAAUGGCCAAUCGUACGACCUGAAGCUACCCUCGGCCUCGAUCCCCGUCUCUGACUUGCAGGACCAAAUAUCCACUGCCUCCGGCAUCACUCCCGACCGUCAAACCAUCCUCUUCCGCGGCCAAGUCCUAGACCCGACCACCUCGACUUCGGACUACCCUCUUACGGAAGGCGCGAUAAUCUCUGUCGUCAGACGCAUCGGCAAGCCCUCCUCAAGACCCCCCCCAGCUGCCACCAAGUCCGCCCCUUCCCCCUCUGCUGCUGCCGCCGCCCCCGCUGCAACCGCCACAGAGACGCUGCCUUCAUCCGGCCCUGUACCUGCUACGGGUGCCCAGCCUUCCAUUGAGGAGAUGAUGCGUGCGAUGAACAUGGGGGCGUCAGGCGGCAACCCCGCCGCCACCCCGCCAGACUUUUCCGCCUUGCUCAACCAAAUGGGUGCCGCUGCGGGUGCUGCGGGUGCUGCGGGCGCCGCGGGCGCCGCCCCGGGCCCAGGUGCGGGCAUUCCGGACCUUGCAUCAUUGAUGGGCGGCGCGGGAGGCGCCCCGCUUGGUGCAGGCGGGACCCCGGCGAAUAUGGAGCAGCUCCUCGCACAACUGCCUCAGAUGAUGAAUGGUUUGAUGAAGACGCCUAUGUUACAGGAUUAUCUCAACGACCCCGAGAAGCAGAAGCAAAGCCGCGAGGCAUUGUUGAGCAAUCCUAUGUUGAAGGGGCUGCUAGACUCGGACCCGGAGUUUGCAAAAGUAGUCAAUGACCCGGAUAAAUGGCAGCAGAGCAUGCAGGCCGCAAAGAGCCUCUUUAAUGUAGAAGGGGAGACAGCCGCCGCAGGUGGGGACGGCGCGUCUGGAGCGGUGACGGAUGGGACUGCGCCGUCGGCUACGGAGCGUUCGCUGAAAAGCGCAGGGUCGCGAGUAUCGGCCGCGGAGAUGGCACCUCCGGGGAUUGACAUCAAGAAGUUAUCGGAGAGCUACGGGCAUGCACUUGGGCAGAGUUUGAUCAACUCGGGGUUGGGGUUGGACCCGGACCUGGUAGUAAAGGGAUUGAAGAGCGCGGUAGAUGGGAAGUCGUUCCCGAUGGCGCUGCCGGAAUAUGAACGGUCGAUGGCAUCGUUGCAGAAUAUUGCUUCAGAGUUUCUAACCAAGGCCAACCUUGAUGACGCCAACAACUUCUUCCAGGAAUUUAAGGCGGACGGGCAGGGGGUGAUUUUAGAAGAAGGGAAGGUGGCGUAUGAGCGCGCGGAUGUGGAGCCGGAUGCGACGCAACCGGCGGCAGAGGAGACUUCGACAGUGCUUGUAAUUGUGACAGCGAGGUUACUGGAUGGGCGGCACUUUUUCACAUGCCCGGCUGCGGAUGAGACGGGGGAAUCGGUUCAUCCGCUCACCCUUCCGCUGAAGACUGCGCCGCCGGCGCUCUCUAAGGGGAUUGUGGGGAUGCGGGAGAACGAGUCGCGGCUGUUGUAUGUGCACCCCGAGGCAUGCGACGGCAUGUCGGACAUGUUUGGAGAUUUGCUGCCACCGAAUGCGCUGCUCAUUUUCGACCUGCAGUUGGUUAGCGCUAAUGCUCCAGAGGAGGAGGCGGAGGCGGAGGCGGAGGCGUAG
This is a messenger RNA of Chondrus crispus (carragheen), 1623 nucleotides long. RefSeq lists its product as hypothetical. The transcript has a single exon. Gene Ontology annotation, cellular component: cytosol. Bases 1 to 1623 code for a protein of 540 amino acids. The record is from RefSeq and is a predicted model, not a curated record. Lineage: Eukaryota; Rhodophyta; Florideophyceae; Gigartinales; Gigartinaceae. Gene Ontology annotation, biological process: protein folding; ubiquitin-dependent protein catabolic process. Gene Ontology annotation, molecular function: peptidyl-prolyl cis-trans isomerase activity; polyubiquitin modification-dependent protein binding.